GCGCAGUCCGUUGUGUUUACAUCUGCUGAAAAAAAAAUUAAUAUAUAUAUAUAUCACACAUACAUUUUUGGACCUUAUUAAAGGCGUACAACACUUGUGUCAGUUAAUCGCUGCAUAUGAUGAGCACAGAGCCUGCUAGCCUGGAGAGCCUGCAUGUGCUGUAUCACGGUGAUGACUACAUUGUGGUGGACAAACACUGGGACAUCCGCAUCGACAGUAAGAUGUGGUACGAGAAGAACACUGUGCAGGCACAGCUUCGGCACCGCUUUCCUCAGCUAGCAGACCCACGCACCUACUAUGGAUUUCGGUUCUGUCAUCAGUUGGAUUUCUCCACAAGUGGGGCUCUUUGUGUUGCCCUUAAUAAGGCUGCUGCUGGCCGGGCUUACCGCUGCUUCAAGGACCGCACCGUGACCAAAUUCUACCUCGCUCUGAUACGUGGAUGGGUCAAAGAAAAGACACAAACUGUGAACUUUUCCAUUGGCAAGAACUCCACAGAGGGAAAAACACAUAUGAUGUGCGUUGAGGGAACAGAAGGUUGUGAGAACCCCAAACCUUCCCAAACUGAGCUGACAGUGCUGGAACAUGGGUUGUAUGAUGGAGACCCUGUUACCAAAGUGCUGCUGCAGCCACUCACUGGUCGAACCCACCAGUUAAGAGUCCACUGCAGCGCUAUAGGCCACCCCAUUGUCGGGGACUUUACCUACAGCUCAGGAACAGACAACACCCCGUACCGCAUGAUGCUGCAUGCGCACCUCCUCCAUAUUCCCCUCGAACCUCAGCCCCUGCUCGUCACUGCCAGAGACCCUUUUGUCCCUACUGUAGAUCCCAAGUGGCUCCCACAGCGCUCAUUACAGACACUGACAGCCACUGUGGAGGCCUUGCUAGAGUGCAGGGUGAAGGAAGACAGGAAGAUUAAAAAGGAAGAGCAAGAGAGAGUGAGAAAAGAGGAGGAAGAGAGGAGGAAACAAAGCAAGGAACACGGGACUGAGGAGGAGAGUGAGGAGCAGAGAAGACAGUGUCAGGAGUGGCUGAGUGAAUGGGCUGGAGAUUGAUUUUUGUGUGUGUGUGUUUAUUUGUCUUCUCAUGCAUGUUGAGCAUGCGUUUUAUUUGAGGUCCCACCUGUAUUACAUUUCAGUUGCAUAUUAGAAGGUGGAUUAGCUCCUUUGUGUCCUCACAAACAAGUUAAAAUCAUGAAAAGGCAUGUGUGGGGAUAGUUCACGCUGCACUACUAAUUGCACUACUGGAAUGUCCAAACUAUAAUCACUGCAAAUUGAGAAACAAGUGCCUUGCUCAAGGUCAAGUUAAUAAGUCAGGGUUUUUUUUUUUUAGUUGAUUGGUGUCAGGAUUAUGAGAAAUUGGCCUCUGUUCUGAACUGCAACAGUUGAUGUUAGUUUUUUUCCCAGAAAAAUAGUUUUUAAACUUGUGUGUGUCCAUUUCAUGAUGCAAAGUACUGACAUGCAUGAAUUUCUACAUGAAAACACAUUUGUCUUUGCUGCCUAACAUAAUGUAUCUUAAAACGAUUCAGUAUCCUGUGCGGCCAUUUAACAGUUUUACAUCUUUAUGUCUAUUUUAGUUCAGUACAAUUACUCUCACCGGCCACUUUGUUAGGUACACCUGUUCAGCUGCUCCUUAAUGUAAAUAUCUAAUCAGCCAGUCAUAUGGUGGCAACUCACUGAGUUUAGGCAUGUAGACAUGGUCAAGAUGACCUGGUUACAUUCAAACUGAGCAUCAGAAUGGGGAAGGAAGGUGAUUUAAGUGACUGAACGUGGCAUGGUUGUUGGUGCCAGAUGGGCUCAUCUGAGUAUUUCAGAAACUGGCGAUCUGCUGGGAUUUUCCCACACAAACAUCUCUAGGGUUUACAGAGAAUGGUCCAAAAACAAAUAUCCAGUAAGCAGCAGUUCCCUGGUUAAAAAUGCCUUGCUAAUGCCAGAGAUCAGUGAAGUAAUGGUGUGGGAUUCAUUUUCUUGGCACACUGGGCCCCUUAGUACAAACUGAGCAUCAUUUAAACACCUUAGCCUACUGAUGGCUGCUUCCAGCAGGAUAUUGCAUGUCACAAAGCUCAGAUCCUCUUACUGUACCUAAAUGGCCUUCACAGUUACCAGAUCUCAAUCCAACAGAGCACCUUUGGGAUGUGGUAGAACGGAAGAUUCACAUUAUGGAUGCGCAGCUGUCAUGUCAUGUCAAUAUGAAUCAAACCCUCUGUGGACUGUUUCCAGUACCUUGUUGAAGAUAACUGCAACAAAGGAUUAAGGCAGCUUUGGAAGCAUAAAGGGGUCCAAUGUAGUAUUUGUAAGGUGUGACUAACAAAGUAGCUGUGAGUGUACAAAGUGCAUCUGUCAGCUGUUUUAAUAAAAGCAUGAAAAAUUA
Archocentrus centrarchus (flier cichlid) is the source of this 2367-nucleotide messenger RNA. RefSeq names its product RNA pseudouridine synthase domain containing 1 (gene rpusd1). The transcript has 6 exons. Gene Ontology annotation, biological process: enzyme-directed rRNA pseudouridine synthesis. Gene Ontology annotation, molecular function: pseudouridine synthase activity; RNA binding. Lineage: Eukaryota; Metazoa; Chordata; Actinopteri; Cichliformes; Cichlidae. Bases 117 to 1052 code for a protein of 311 amino acids. The record is from RefSeq and is a predicted model, not a curated record.